Molecule: messenger RNA, 512 nt
Organism: Hymenoscyphus albidus
Lineage: Eukaryota; Fungi; Ascomycota; Leotiomycetes; Helotiales; Helotiaceae
Source: the annotation of a GenBank genome assembly
AUGUAUCCAGACAUCGCCAAUCUCCUCCCCCUCAUCUCCCACGCCCCAGCUCUCCGUCGCGUCACCACCGUCUUCGCAGGCAGAAAAGAAGGGAAAAGCCACACAGAUGAGGUCCAAGCAAAAAAUCUUUCCAUACCGACAGCACGAGGCCACGUGGUCUCCAUGAUGGCAUUGGGACUGGAGAAUCUUGCUAAAUCAGCAUCCACUGUUUCGUUCAUCCAAGAUUACCCGGGUUUUGUCAAGACGGGCCUGUCUCGCGAACUGAAUGCUCCCAUGCGGGUUGUUAUCAAGGUCAUGAUUUGGCCGUCUAUGACGUUGCUGCAUAUUUCUAUUGAUGAGGUUGGUGAGCGACACGUUUUUUUCCUACGAGUGCCAGGUUUUGUGGUGGGGGUGGGGAUAAUUCCGGUCUUGCUUUGAAGGGUGGAAUGGAGACUGGUGUGGGUACGGAUGGUACUGUUGGUGGUGGGGUUUAUUCUAUUGAUUAUGAGGGCGAAGGAACGGUUGAGGUGUGA